AUGGAUCCUUCGUAUAGGAACAAGAAGAUUCUCGACCUGAGCGAGGACGAGCUCAAUACCCUCGCCUUCCUAGGCCCAAACGUCGCUCCGGGCGUCCGAGUUAUGGUCGAUAAAGUGAGGGCCAACCCCACGCGCCUGGGCUGUACUUGGACCCGGCUGCCCUAUAAGACACUCCUGGCUCUCCUAUCUCUCCCACCAUCAUACUACAGCAUCUCUAGCAACCCUCCCAAGCUUAUGUGGCGUUCGGAUCUCAAGACCAACCCCUUUCCCAACCCCUCGCCUGGAGCCCACUUCUUCAAAGUCCCUACCAAGACUGCCCACAGUGUGUUCAAUAUGCUGCUGAACAAUGUCUAG
Molecule: messenger RNA, 354 nt
Organism: Fomitiporia mediterranea MF3/22
Lineage: Eukaryota; Fungi; Basidiomycota; Agaricomycetes; Hymenochaetales; Hymenochaetaceae
Exons: 5
Coding region: 1-354 (117 amino acids)
Source: RefSeq, a predicted model, not a curated record